AUGGACCCUGCAGCUUCAUCUCAAGGCUUAGCGAUCAGCUCGAAGCCUCAGGAGUCUCGCAAAGUGUCGUUCUCCGAACGCCAGCAGCAGCGACGGCGCGGCUCGCGGAGAUCCCUUGCCGCAUCCUCCAAUGGGGAUGCAUCCGGAUCGCCGACCGCUCAAUCCGAAAAUGGUCCGAAUGGAGGCUCGUUCGGUUUCCGUGGACAUCGCAUGAAACCGGAUAAAGUUACCUUCUCGGAGCGUCAGCGGUUGAGAAAAGCAGGCGAGCUCGAAGAAGAGGAUGCGAAGCCAAUCUUUGGGAAUCGAAUGAAGUCCAAGGUGACGUUUUCAGAGCGGCAACGGCAGAAGCACAGGAGGAGAAAAACUCUGAACGAGAUGGAAACGCUUGAGUGUGUGGAUGGAGAAUUCGGAUUCAGCUGGUCGGAAUACGCGUCGGAUUCGUCGUCCGAGGCGCCGACGCCGGCAGGUGGUUUGGAGAAGGUCGAGUUUGGCGAAGAGCUGCGAGACGAAACUGGCGAAGCUGGCGAAGGGACGGUGGUGGGAACGGCGUGGAAGGCGAAUCGUGGUUUCCGAGUGCAGAUUCGCCUGGGAGGAGCGGCGAAGAAGCUUGUCAGCGGAGCCAUUGCCGGAGGAGUAUCACGCACAGUGGUGGCGCCGCUGGAGACGAUUCGCACGCACCUGAUGGUGGGGAGCUCGGGGCACCGCACGAUCGUGGGCGUGUUCCGCUGGAUCAUGCAGAAGGAGGGGUGGCGCGGGCUGUUCCGCGGCAACGCCAUCAACGUCAUCCGCGUGGCGCCGGGGAAGGCCGUGGAGCUAGCUACGUACGACACAGUCAAGAAGCUGCUUACACCUGCGGACGGUGGCAAGCCCAUCAUCCCCAUCCCGCCCUCCUCCAUCGCUGGGUCCGCUGCUGGCGUGGCCGCCUGCUGUCUCAUGUACCCCCUCGAGCUCGUGAAGACUCGGCUCACCAUUCAGCCGGGCGAGUACCGCUCCAUUCUGCAUGCGUUCUACCGCAUCAUCACAGAGGAGGGCGCUCACGAGCUCUACCGCGGACUGGGACCCAGCCUGAUAGGCAUCGUGCCGUAUGCCGGCUCCAACUACUUUGCAUAUGACACGCUGCGCACGCUCUACAAGAAGAUAACCAAGAAAGACAAGAUCGAGCCGCUUGCGACGCUUGUGAUCGGGUCGCUUGCGGGUGCUGCUGCUGCAUCUGCCACGUUCCCCUUGGAAGUGGCUCGCAAACAGAUGCAAGUCGGUGCACUCAAAGGCCGUGUUGUGUACAAGGGAACACUGGACUGCAUUCAGAGGAUCGUGCAGGAGCAGGGAAUUCAAGGGCUCUACAGGGGACUCGUGCCGUCGUGCGUCAAGCUAAUGCCUGCUGCAGGGAUCUCGUUCAUGUGCUAUGAAGCACUCAAGCAUGUUUUUGUUGACGACGAUGAUAAGGUUACGGUAGCAAAACCAGGAGCCGACUCGGACUCCAUGGCUGCCGGAACCAACACGCGCUCGUCCCGCGAGUUCUCCCUGCGCGAAUCGCCCACUCAGCACAACGAAUCCCCCGUUGAUGCCCCCUUAUCCGCUCCAGCCUCCUCGUCCACAGCAGCCCUCGAUGAGGCUGAGACCGUGAGUCCCCCAUCUGAUGGGGAGUCCCCGCCACAGCCUCUCAAGUUCCCCCUGCCGGCCGUCGAGUUCUCCCUGCGUGAGCUGGCGGCCUGCACACGUGGCUUCGGCCCAGAUGCCAUGCUAGCAAUGGACUGGGCGGGCGCCGUGUACCGCGGGUGCUGCCACGUGGGCAAGGGCCACGUGGGGGGGCGGCCCGGUUACGGUUUGCACUCAGACGCGCCUGCUGCCACGGAGGCUCCACGUGGUUCCUCUGCAGUGGCACAGCCUGUGACGAAGCGCGCCGAAUCUCCAGCCGACCUGUGCUGCUGUGCCACGUGUCAAGAGCUCACUGCCACCGACUGUGUGACUCUAAGGGGCGGCUGCGCGCGGGUGAAGCGCUGGCGAUACCUGCCUUCCUCGUUGCCUCCUCCCCCGCCGUCCACGUCAGCAGCUGCCAACGCGACAGGCAGCACGAGCAACGACCAGGGAGCAGCAGCGUCAGAAAGCAUGACGUCUCAUACGCCCGAGGAGGCGCAGAGCUUUGGAGAGGUGCAGAGCGGUGAAGAGGUGCAUUCUUCUGUCUCUGCGGGGAGGGAGAUGAUGGGGCGGCUGGCAGAAGCAGCAGCGUCGCACCCGAGGCUGCUGCCGAUCGUAGGAUUCAGCUGCACUGAGGAGCUGCUGCUGGUCUUCCGCUCCCACCCCUCUGCGCUCUCCCUCGAAUCCGCCCUCGCAAGAGACGCAAUGCUGUGUGGAGCCGGGUCUCCCUCUGCUCUCUCCUCCUGGUCCUCCCGUCUCUCCGUCGCUCGCCAAAUAGCAGGAGGGCUAGCCCACCUGCACGCCCACAGCUUUCUGCACGCCUCGCUCCGUCCCGCCAACGUGCUUCUGCUUCCUACCGGGUCUACCGGGUCUACCGGUACUACACAGCGUUGCACCCCCCAGCCGCCGAACCACCUUUCGGAGCAAGAGCAGCGGUGGUGGCGCCACAUGCUUCGGCGAAAGGCUCGUGCCGAGGCUGCUGCCCAGGUCCGGGUGCAGCUGGCGGAUUACGGCCUGCCCUGCCAGGCUCGGGACGGGCCAGGUUCGGCAGGGAAGAGCCGUGGAUGUGUUGUGUUCGGUGAUGCUAAAUACCUGGAUCCUGCAUUUAUGGGAUCGGGCCGGUACGGCACUGAUAGCGACGUGCCGUCCAGCCAUGAAGUGGAGCAGCUUGUAAAGGGGAUGGAGGGGAUGAAUGUGGUGGGCGAGUUGAGGUGGAGGGAGAUGAACGGGAGGAGGCUGAGAGGGCACCAGUGGGCCUUGCUGCAAUAG
Molecule: messenger RNA, 2904 nt
Organism: Closterium sp. Yama58-4
Lineage: Eukaryota; Viridiplantae; Streptophyta; Zygnematophyceae; Desmidiales; Closteriaceae
Source: the annotation of a GenBank genome assembly